UCUCGGAGCGUUAGAAUAACACUCACAGACAUGGGAAACCCCAGAGUUUUCUUUGACAUCACUAUUGAUGGAGCAAACGCCGGAAGGAUCAUAAUGCAGCUCCGGGCCGAUGUGGUGCCAAAAACUGCAGAAAACUUCCGAGCGUUGUGCACCGGAGAGAAAGGAUUCGGCUACAAAGGCUCCACGUUCCACCGAGUCAUCCCCAAGUUCAUGUGUCAGGGCGGAGACUUCACCAACCACAACGGGACCGGAGGAAAAUCCAUCUACGGGGAGAAGUUUGCCGAUGAGAACUUCCAGCUGAAGCACACGGGCCUCGGCACGCUGUCCAUGGCCAACGCCGGGCCCAACACCAACGGGUCCCAGUUCUUCAUCUGCACCGACAAAACCGACUGGCUGGACAAGAAGCACGUGGUGUUUGGCAACGUGGUGGAGGGCGCCGACGUUGUCAAGGCGAUGGAGAAGCAAGGCACAAAAAGCGGCACUCCUAAAGCCAAGGUCGUCAUCGCCGACUGUGGAGAACUGAAAUAAGUUCAGAUGUAAUCUUUAUUAUUAAUGUUUGAGAUGUUUAUCUGCAGCAUCACUUGGAAAAACAACUUUCUCCUCUAAAAAAAUGUUUGUUUCCUGUGAUAAUAAUUGUUGUGUGAUGUUUUGUACCUUCUAUAACCUGUUCUUUGACGACCACCUUUCUGAAUAAAAUGAUGCUGAUGGUGUAAAUAAACUUGAAA
Anoplopoma fimbria (sablefish) is the source of this 725-nucleotide messenger RNA. Its product is annotated as peptidyl-prolyl cis-trans isomerase-like. Gene Ontology annotation, molecular function: peptidyl-prolyl cis-trans isomerase activity. Gene Ontology annotation, biological process: protein folding; protein peptidyl-prolyl isomerization. The transcript has 4 exons. Gene Ontology annotation, cellular component: intracellular membrane-bounded organelle. NCBI's taxonomy places the organism in Eukaryota, Metazoa, Chordata, Actinopteri, Perciformes, Anoplopomatidae. The record is from RefSeq and is a predicted model, not a curated record. Bases 31 to 528 code for a protein of 165 amino acids.